GAGCCAUGAUGUCUCUAUCCACAAAUCUCAAUAUGAUUUCUCCUUUUCCAUCAUUUGCUAAACAGCAUAAACCAAGUAAUACCAAUGCCUUGUUCAAUUGUAACGCCAAUAAAUUCACAAACUCUUUCUCUUCAAAACGAGGAGGAUCCGUGGCUUACAAGAAACGCACGUUUGUGGCUGCUCAUGAUGCCUCGUAUCAAGUCGAGACCUCCCGGAUGAUACCACUGCAGGCCGGGCCUGUACCACUGUCGGAUGUUGUGGUGGUGAGAAAGAAGAGGGCAUUUUGGGAAAGGAGUUGGACUUACUGGGACGUGAUCAAGUUAGCCGUAGUCAGUGGGGUUCAUUUGCUGAGCCUUCUGGCUCCAUUUUAUUUCAGCUGGGCGGCUUUUUGGGUUUUUACCUGGAUCCUUUACAUCCAUUCACUUUGCAUCACCUUGUCUUAUCACAGGAACCUUUCUCAUAGAAGUUUCGAUAUGCCGAAAUGGCUCGAGUAUCUCUUUGCUUAUGGUGGCCUUCUGGCUGUUCAGGGAGACCCAAUAGAGUGGGUGAGCCACCAUCGGUACCAUCAUAAGCAUUGUGAGACACAACGUGACCCACACAGCCCUACACAAGGGUUUUGGUUUAGUCACAUGAAUUGGAUUUUUGAUACCGGUUCUAUCCUCGAAAAGUGUGGAGGAGAGGAGAAUGUAGAUGAUCUUGUGAGGCAGCCCUUCUAUAGGUUCCUUCAGCGAACUAUCCGUUUGCAUCUGAUGGCUUAUGCCCUUCUCUUCUAUUUUUGUGGAGGCAUGCCCUUUCUCGUAUGGGGAUUUGUAAGAAUACAUAUCAAUCCUUUGUCAUGGGGAACACGAGCUUGGAACACACCUGACUUUUCCAAAAACCAUUGGUCGGUAGCGAUUUUCACACUUGGCGAGGGGUGGCAUAACAAUCAUCAUGCAUUCGAGUUCUCGGCCAGGCAUGGACUCGAGUGGUGGCAGCUCGACGUUACUUGGUAUCUCAUUAGGUUUCUUGAAGCUAUUGGUUUGGCCACUAAUGUGAAGUUACCUACUGAAUCUCAAAAGAAGAGAAUGACCUUGGUCUGAUUCUUAAUUUAUGUUUUAGAACUUUUGAUAAUUCUCUCCUACAUUUCCAAACAACGAAAUUAUCUGAAUUGGCUAAUCAAAUCUUUGUCUAC
This is a messenger RNA of Camelina sativa (false flax), 1171 nucleotides long. The record is from RefSeq and is a predicted model, not a curated record. Lineage: Eukaryota; Viridiplantae; Streptophyta; Magnoliopsida; Brassicales; Brassicaceae.